AUGGGUAUCGUGGAAGAGGCUCAUAACGUGAGAAUAGUUGGGAAGGGGAAUCAAACCGUGAUUCUGGCUCAUGGGUUUGGCACAGACCAAUCUGUGUGGAAGCACCUCGUACCGCAUCUGGUUGAUGAUUACCGCGUGAUUCUAUACGACAACAUGGGAGCUGGUACCACAAAUCCAGAAUACUUCGACUUUGAACGAUAUUACACAAUUGAUGGGUUUGUGUAUGAUUUGCUGGCCAUUUUGCAAGAGCUUCAAGUGCAAUCUUGCACCUUCGUUGGUCACUCUCUUUCCGCUAUGGUGGGCCUCCUCGCUUCCAUCUCCCACCCUCAUCUCUUCACUAAGCUCAUCCUCGUCUCUGCCUCUCCAAGGUUUCUGAAUGAUUCAGAAUACUUUGGAGGGUUUCAGCAAGAAGAUCUGACGCAGUUCUAUGAUGGUAUCCGAUCGAAUUACAAAGCGUGGUGUUCAGGGUUCGCUCCUCUGGUGAUAGGCGGAGACAUGGACUCGGUGGCGGUGCAGGAGUUCAGUCGAACCCUAUUCAACAUGCGACCCGACAUAGCCCUGAGUUUGGCGCAGACCAUAUUCCAGUUCGAUAUGAGGCCAAUCCUGGGCCGCGUCACGGUGCCCUGCCACAUCAUUCAGAGCACAAAGGACUUGGCAGCGCCCGUUGUGGUGGCCGAAUAUCUGCAGCAGAACCUCGGCGGAAAGACCAUCGUGGAGGUCAUGCCAACGGAGGGUCACUUGCCCCAGCUGAGCGCGCCGGAUGUGGUGAUUCCGGUGCUGCUCAACCAUAUCCGCCACGAUUUGGCGGAGACCAAAUGA
Molecule: messenger RNA, 819 nt
Organism: Sphenostylis stenocarpa
Lineage: Eukaryota; Viridiplantae; Streptophyta; Magnoliopsida; Fabales; Fabaceae
Source: the annotation of a GenBank genome assembly